AUGAUAAAUAUAUGAUUACUUAUUAUAAUAAUAUUUAUUUUUGGGAAUAUAAUUUUUAUUUCUAAACAUAAACAUUUAUUGAUUGUUUUAUUAAGAUUAGAAUUUAUUGUUUUAAGACUUUUUUUUUUAUUAGUUGUAUAUUUAAGUUGUAUUGAAUAUGAUAUAUAUAUAUUAAUAAUUUUUUUAUUAUUUUCUGUUUGUGAAGGAGCUUUAGGAUUAUCUAUUUUAGUUUCUAUAAUUCGAACUCAUGGAAAUGAUUAUUUUCAAAGAUUUAGUAUAUUAUAA
Molecule: messenger RNA, 285 nt
Organism: Papilio polytes (common Mormon)
Lineage: Eukaryota; Metazoa; Arthropoda; Insecta; Lepidoptera; Papilionidae
Source: the annotation of a RefSeq genome assembly